AGGACCCGGAAGCAGGGCUUUAAGCAAGGUCACGGAGCAGAGCUUCCCCAAACAGGGAUUGAACCUGGGCCACAGCCGUGAGAGCCUGGAAUCCUAACUACUAGGCCACCAGAGAAGUUCCAGGAAGAGGGUACGUUGAUUCUAAGCAUUAAACAGCAUCUUUCAGACUUUGAAGACUGACUACUAAAGAAUCAUGGUGCCUAAGGAAAAUGCCCAGAAGAGGAGGACCAGGAAAGAACAGGAUUCUGGAAUGGCUCUUUCUCAGGAACAGUUGACCUUUCAGGAUGUGGCUAUUGAAUUCACCCAGGAGGAGUGGGAAUGCCUGGACCCUGCCCAGAGGGCCUUGUACAGGGACGUGAUGGUGGAGACUUACGGGAACCUGCUCUCCCUGGAUAUCUGUCCUACACAUGUGAUGAAGCAGUUAAAACCAAAAGCGAACGGUGACCGAGGAGAAGUAUUCCAAACAACGAUGUUGGGAAGACCUGAAAGCCAUGAAAUCAAACAUUUGCAUAUCCGGGAAAUCCAGGAAGACUUUGAGUGUCAGGGCAGAGAUGAUGAAAGCAAUGACAAAGGAAUGCCUGUAACCCAGAAAGGAGGUCUCACUGAUGGAAGAGACGAACAUGGUAGAAGGGAUGCAGGAAUCAAGCCCAUUGGAAACAGACUUCGAUUAAAUGUUCAGGAGAAACUGCAGCGAUUUAAAACUGACGGGGUAUUUUAUGAAUGUGAUGAAGUUGAGAGGCCUAGCAACAGUCGUUCCUCAUUUUCACCACUUCAAAGAAUUCCUCCUAAUGUCAAAACCAACAUCCCUAAUACCCAUGAGAAUGAUUUUAUCCAUCCUUCAGUACAGACACAAGAGCAGAAAGCACUCAGGAAAAGACCUUACAAAUGUGAUGAGUGUGGCAAAACCUUUCUUCAGGAGUCUCACCUUAUUAGACAUCGGGUCACCCACACAAGAGAGAAAUUACAUAAAUGUGAUGUAUGUGGCCGAGUCUUUAGUCAUAAGUCAAGGCUUGCAACCCAUCAGAGAAUUCAUGCUGGGGAGAAGCCCUACAAGUGUAACGAGUGCGGCAAAACCUUUAAUCAGGGCUCAUACCUCAGGAGACAUCAGAUCAUUCAUACAGGAGAAAAUGCAUAUAAAUGUGAUGUAUGUGGCAAACUCUUUAGCCGAAACUCACACCUUGUCUCUCAUCGGAGAAUUCAUACUGGAGAGAAACCGUAUCAGUGUAAUGAGUGUGGCAAGGGUUUUAGUCAAAAUGGGACCCUUGCAAAUCAUCAGAGACUUCAUAGUGGAACGAAACCUUAUAAAUGUAAUGAAUGUGGCAAGGCCUUUACUGUAAAGAGAUCCCUUUCAAGUCAUCACAGUGUUCAUACUGGUGAGAAACCUUACAAAUGUAAUGAAUGUGGCAAGGCCUUUAGUCAAAAAUCAUACCUUCGAGUUCAUUGCAGAAUACAUACUGGAGAGAAACCUUUCCAAUGUAAUGAUUGUGGCAAGUUCUUCCGUCGAAAUGCACACCUUAGAAUUCAUCAGAAUUCGCAUCGGAAAAGUCCUCAGAGAGUACAUAAUGUAGAGAAACCUUUCAGAUGUAAUGAGUGUGGCAAGGCCUUUAGUGCAAAGGGAACACUUUUAAGUCAUCAGAGAGUUCAUACUGGAGAGAAACCUUACAAAUGUAAGCAAUGUGGCAAGGCCUUUCGACAAAGAUCACAUCUUCGAAUUCAUUUGACAGUACAUAGUGGAGAGAAACCCUUCAAAUGCAGUGAGUGUGGCAAGUUAUUUAGUCGAAAUUCAUACCUUAGAAACCAUCAGGGAGUACAUGUUGUAGAGAAAGCUUUCAAAUGUAAUGAGUGUGGCAAGGCCUUUAGUAUAAAGACAACCCUUUUAGGGCAUAAGAAAGUUCAUACUGGAGAGAAACCUUUCAAAUGUAAUGAUUGUGGCAAGUUCUUCCGUCGAAGUUCACACCUUAGAAGUCAUCAAAAUACACACCUUAAAACUCAUCAGACAGGACAUAUUGUAGCGACACGUUUCAAAUGUAGUGAAUGUGGCAAGGGCUUUAGUCGAAAAGCACAUCUUCAAGUUCAUUGGAGAAUACAUACUGGAGAGAAACCUCACAGAUGUAAUGAGUGUGGCAGGGCCUUUAGUGUAAAGGCAACCCUUGCAGGUCAUCAGAGAGUUCAUACUGGAGAGAAACCUUACAAAUGUGAUGAGUGUGGCAAGGCCUUUAGUUUAAAGGCAACCCUUGCAAAGCAUCAGAGAGUUCAUUCUGGAGAGAAACCUUACAAAUGUAAUGAGUGUGGCAAGGUUUUUCGUCAGUUUGUAGCCCUUGCAAGUCAUCAGAGAGUUCAUACUGGAGAGAAACCUUACAAAUGUAAUGAAUGUGGCAAGGCCUUUUGUCAAAAAUCACAUCUUCGAGCUCACUGCAGUAUACAUACUGGAGAAAAACCUCACAAGUGUAAUGAAUGUGGCAAGGUGUUUAGUCGGAAAUCAAACCUUGCAACUCAUAAGAGAAUUCAUACUGGAGAGAAACCUUUCAAAUGUAAUGAGUGUGGCAAGGCCUUUAGUGUAAAGGCAACCCUUGCAAGCCAUCAGAGAGUUCACACAGGAGAGAAACCUUAUAAAUGUAAUGACUAAGGCAGAGCCUUUCGUCGAAAAUCACACCUUUGAGUUCACUGGAGAAUACAUACUGGAGAGAAACCACACAAAGCAAAAUGUGUGCUACAUUUCCUAACCGAAGGUCUACACUGUGGAACAAUGAGAAUUUUAACAAUGGGAAAUUGAAGAGGGAACUUUCUAAUGUAGUGGAUGUUUUAAAUUUUUACAUCAAGUAUCCGCACAUUGGUGUAAUGAGAGCAUUCAUACAGGUCAGGAUGUAUACACAUGGAGACUCUUUGCAAAACAGUGCGUCCUUAAAAAACAAAAACAAAAACAGUGCAUCCUUAGGGUUCACCUAAGAACCCAUAUUUGGGAGAAUUCUUAGAAAUGUAAGGUAUGAGGUGAAUACUUUGAGCAAUUGUUAAAACAGACCAUACACCAGAGAAUGCAAACUAGGAGUAAAUCUUUGGUUCUCUUAGAUGUUCCAUACUGCAGAAUCAUUACAAGUCACCAGCUGUUAAAACUUAAAAUAUGAUGUGUAUAUUUUAGGAAGAAGGACAUUUGUGGAAAUGGCCCGUUGUCUUCAGUGUAUAAAUAUUCGAUUAAUUCAUUUAUCUUCAAAACCGUACAUUACUGUUUGUGCCUUUCAACCUGAAGUUUGAAGUAAUAGGCAAGAACGGGGACUUCCCUGGUGGGCCAGCGGUUAAGACUCUGUGCUUUCAAUGCAGGGGGCAUGGGUUCAGUCCCUCCUUGGGGAACUAAGAUCUCAAAUACUGUGGGGUGUGGCGAAAAUUAAAAAUAAAUAAAUAAAUAAAACUAUUGGGAUGCAGUAAUAGAGAAGAAGAAGUCUGACUUUAUUUGGACCUGUUUCUUUUACCUUAACCUUUGUAUUCUGUUGCUUUUGGUAGAUAGAAGUGAAUCACUAAAGGGAUGUUGCCUAUAAGCUUACAUUAUAUAUAUGGGGCCAUCUCUGGGUACCCUGCCACCCUUGGAAUGAGUGUUAAUGUCAGAUACCUUUGGUUACCUCCCAGGAAACUCUGACCAGGCCCACCUGUGUAUGGCUUCACGAAGGAAGAAAUUAACAUACCCCUUCUGGAAUGUCACCGAGAAAAUCAGUCCAUCUAAGAAAAAAAUGGAAAACUUUAUUUGAGCCAAAAUAGAGCUGGGAAGAGCAUCUCAGAAAGCUCUGAGAACUGUUCUGCCUGUUAGAAAUCACGGCACAGUUACAUAAUUUUUGUGAGACAGAUGGCUGUACAUCUGAUGACAUAUUGUUGACAGUUUACAUAAUCCAGGUCUAAGCAGCAUCUUGUUGGUUGUCUUGUUGGUGCUUGGGGAUGGUUUUCUUUCUGGCUGAGCUCUUGUUCCUGCUGAUGGGUCAGGUUUGGUUGAUGCGUCAGGCAAAUGCACGAUGCGCCAUGUGGAGAGGAAGGAGGCCCCAGGGCAGAGGGGAGUUCGUGUUUCAAUUUUCCUUGUCUUACUAUAAGACAAGACUCCUUUCAUAGGAGUCUGACCUGUAGCAGGAUUUUACUCCCUUCACUUGUAGUAUCAAAGAAGCCUGAGUUCUGAGUCAGGGAAGAUAGUCCUUUGGGAUACUUGUUGGCUGUCUUUUCCGUCUGCUGGUUUUCCGAAUAAAGUUGCCGUUCUUUUCCCCAGCAACUAGUCUCUGGAUGUAUUGGCCUGUUCUGAGGAGUAAGAGCUUGUCCUUGGUAACAUGGUGAUCUUACACCUUCAUUACAGGCCUUUGACGAUGGUCUCUGGAAUAGAAUCAAUAAGAUGAAGAGGCCGACUUCAUUAGGUGUGGUUCAUUCACAUCCAUGUUUGCUGUAGAAACAAGGACCCUGAGUUAUUAAAUCCAAUAGUGUGAAUGGGUGUCAGGUGGUGCAGAGAGUAGUGUAAUACUGUGAGUUGACUCAUCAUGGUUCUUAUGUUCAGGGUGCCCUUUGGUAGAUAGCCCAGUGUGCGUUACAGUGCAGAAUGCACUACCUACUGACUACAAACGUUUUUUGGAGUUUUUUUGGCCACACUGCACAACACAUGGGAUCUUAGUUCCUCGACCAGGGAUUGAACCCAUGCCCCCUCCAGUGGAAGCUCUGGUAGCAAGGAGUCUUAACCACCUGACUGCCAGGGACUUCCUGGACUUUUUUUGGCCUGAGCAGAGAGUGACAGAUUAUUGGGGACUGUUUAUCCAGUAACAAUAAUGCAGGUAAAGUUGUUCACUUUCUCCAUUGAAUGGCAAUAACAGUUGUUUAUGUUUCACGGAAAAUUAGUCUUAGUUGUGGAAAUUGAAGAGAGAUGUGCUCUGGACAGAAAGAUUUAAUGAAAAUAUUCAGAAUAGUGUUUGUAUGUGUAUAAUUCACAUUUAACUGUUGCCAUUAUAUUUUGCUACUAUUUUAUGCAGGAUGUAUCAUUAGUCUUCUGUUUCAACUAAUAAAAUUAUCAACUUUGUCACAACCCUGCAGGUAUGUUAUUCCUUUUUCCAACAGUUUUAUUCUGUCUGCAACAGUUUUAUUCCAUCUCUGUACUUUAUAGCAGAAGUUAACAAUGCACCAUUAGUAUCUCAGAGUUGAAAAAAUCUAUAACAAUCUUUCCAAUAUGGGAUCAGACAACAUACAAGUUGGAGAUUGUACUUGAGUUAUUCUUUCCACACUCUAUUCCAGAAUACUCAAAUGCCUAUAAUGCAAGUAGUGUAAAGCAGUGCCUUUCAGACUCUCGACUUCAAUUCGUGUACAGCAGUUCAGCCAUGGAAAUUGAAAGAUCUAAUUGCCUUAUUCAAUAUUUGUGAAUUGGGCAGCAUCACACCUAGUAAGUCACGUGCUCCAUGGAGCUGUAGAAACUGGAAAAGCCCAUGAUGUUGAGCAUCUUUUCAGGGGCUUUCUGAAUGUGUAUCUAUGAUAGAUUGUUGGUUUGUGCUGACUGUGAAAGUUUUCACAUGGAUAUGGGACUCUCUGUGCUUCCUGGACUUGGGUAACUCUUUUCCCAUGUUAGGUAAUUUUUCAGUUAUUGUCUCUUCAAAUAUUUUCUCAGGCCCUCUCUCUCUUCUGGGACCCCUAUAAUGUGAAUAUUGGCACAGUUACUGUUGUCCUAGACAUAAAUUGUCCUCAUAUAGAUAGCUGCUGGGAAGCUGCUGUGUAACACAGGAGAUCAACUCGAUGAUGGGUGGUGACUUAGAG
Messenger RNA from Hippopotamus amphibius kiboko, 5757 nucleotides. Its product is annotated as zinc finger protein 665-like. Gene Ontology annotation, cellular component: nucleus. The coding region runs from base 194 to 2626 and encodes 810 amino acids. Lineage: Eukaryota; Metazoa; Chordata; Mammalia; Artiodactyla; Hippopotamidae. The record is from RefSeq and is a predicted model, not a curated record. Gene Ontology annotation, molecular function: RNA polymerase II cis-regulatory region sequence-specific DNA binding; DNA-binding transcription activator activity, RNA polymerase II-specific; protein binding. The transcript has 5 exons. Gene Ontology annotation, biological process: regulation of transcription by RNA polymerase II.